AUGACUCAACAUCUCCCUCCAGACAGCAAGGAGUACCUACUAAAAAGAGUGAGAGAGCUGGAAUCAGCUUUACAAAAAGCUAUGACACUUAUCAAUAGCCUCCAGUCUCAUUCACCUGUAAAUUGUUCCUUUUUGGGGCAAAUUUGCAGCAUAUCAUCAGGUAUUAAGAACACUAAGGCUAGCUCUCACAUUUAUAAUAAGAUCAAUAACAAGUCCCAAACCAAGUCCUAUAGAGACGCAGUCGCGUUGUUUCCCCCCAAAACGACAUCCCCUGUACCUAAGCCUCCCACAAUCCCAAAAAAACAACGCAACAUGAAUCACAAACGCCCUCGUACUCUCAACUACAACCACAGCAUUAGCCUUUACUUUGAUCAUGACGUCACUGAAAGUGAUCUCAAUGAUAUCAUCAAUGUUACUGAAUCUCGUGCUAAAGUCAUGGUACCCUCUAAUAGACGUAAUGUCAUUCAGGUCUUCACCGACAAUCUAGAAGACUACGAAACAUGCUUUGACACCUUACAUGAAGACAUUUAUCAAAAACGCUUUGAUUGCAUCCUCAGUCCAUCUAAUUUUCAGGCAUCGGAACAUACCUUGAUGUGCUACACUACCAACAAGGCUAAACACUAUAAAACCAUCACAAGCCUUCUCGACUUGAUUUUCCACCAAGGUAUUACUUACGACCAGUUCAACACUACCUUUAAGGAUAAACAAUACAAGCUAAGAAUCUCACUUGAUAACGAAGAGGACAAGAUUGCUGCUAUGAAACUCCCUGGAUUUGAAGAGUUCAGAUCUCUCGAACAGAUUCGAAACGAAAUGCCAGACACCUUGGCUGAAUGUAACUUUGGACCUAACUUUUCCGAAGGUGUUAUCAAAACUGGUGUUCAACAACUUGCAAAACGUGCCAACGUCAUCAUUCAAGAUGACAUGAUGCAAAUUGUUAAGCAAACCAACCAAAGAAUUGGUACUUCUUUCUACAUUUGUAAAGUCAAACUGGCCUCCAAACAAGAUCUCCGUCGUUUCAUUAAUACUGAAUGUGCGUUCAAAACCAAGAAUGGCCAUCCUAUUGCCAAGCGUUUCAUCUCAUCCAUUGACUACAUUUCUGCCAAAAUCGAAAGAAACGCUUCAAUGAUGUUACUCUCGGCCUUAGCUUUGAAAUCAAAAUCCUCUUUCCUAUUGGUGAAUUUGGAUAUUGAAGGAGCCUACGACGCCUUCGAAAUGUCUGUCAUCAGAAUGGCUCUCCAACAUUGCAAGUUUCCACCCGAUUUGAUUGACUUCAUUAUCAACUCAUACUCCAAUCACUCUCUUCAACUUGAAAUUAAUGAUCACCUCUCAUAA
Naegleria fowleri is the source of this 1332-nucleotide messenger RNA. RefSeq lists its product as uncharacterized. The transcript has a single exon. Bases 1 to 1332 code for a protein of 443 amino acids. Lineage: Eukaryota; Heterolobosea; Eutetramitea; Acrasida; Naegleriidae. The record is from RefSeq and is a predicted model, not a curated record.